Molecule: messenger RNA, 2668 nt
Organism: Gymnodraco acuticeps
Lineage: Eukaryota; Metazoa; Chordata; Actinopteri; Perciformes; Bathydraconidae
Gene: anxa13l
Product: annexin A13, like
Exons: 11
Coding region: 172-1122 (316 amino acids)
Cellular component (GO): cytoplasm
Molecular function (GO): calcium-dependent phospholipid binding; calcium ion binding
Source: RefSeq, a predicted model, not a curated record
AAUGAACAAGCGGCAGUGACGUCACCCUGCAGCACCGGACAGGGCGUCCUCCAGGAACAACCGAACAACCGACCGGACUGACACAUCACAUCCAGUGCAAAGCCGCUCAACAUCACAGCUUUCCACUAAUUUAUCACUUAGUCACUUUUGACAGCGCGAUCUUGGAUUAAAAUGGGGAACGUGCAGCCCACCCUUGUCCCAUAUGAGGAUUUUGAUGUCACUGCUGAUAUCAAGGCUAUCAGAAAAGCCUGUAAAGGUCUCGGGACGGAUGAAGAAGUCAUUGUUCAGAUCCUGGCCAAUCGCUCUGCAGCUCAGCGUGUGGCGAUCAAGCAGGCCUACUUUGAGAAGUAUGAUGACGAGUUGGAGGAAGUCCUUAUGAAGGAGCUGACAGGUAGUUUUGAGAAGGCCACCAUAGCCAUGUUGGAGCCUCCUAAUGUUUACUUCGCCAAGGAGCUGAGGAAGGCCAUGAAGGGGGCGGGAACGGACGAAGACGUGCUCGUCGAGAUCCUGUGCACGGCCACCAAUGAGGACAUUAUGAGCUACAAGGAGACUUACGCCGCUGUGCAUGAGCGUGAACUGGAUGCAGACAUUGAAGAUGACACCAGUGGAGACGUGAGGAACCUGCUGACGUCACUGCUGCAGGCGAGUAGAGACGAAGGCUAUGAGGUGGAUGAGGAGUUAGCCGAACAGGAUGCCACAUCUUUGGUUGAGGCAGGAGAAGGCAGAUUUGGCACUGAUGAGACCACCUUCAACUUCAUCCUGACUCACAGGAACUACAUGCAGCUUCAGGCCACCUUUAAGAUCUAUGAGUCGCUUUCAGGGACUGACAUUUUGGACACCAUUAACUCUGAAGCAACAGGAACUCUCAAAGAAUGCUACAUUACUCUAGUCAGGUGUGCUAAGAACCCGCAGCUGUAUUUUGCCCGACGCCUUAAUGCCGCCAUGAAGGGGGCGGGCACUGACGAGGACACGCUCAUUCGCAUCAUUGUAGGCCGCUCUGAGUUCGACCUGGAGACAGUGAAGGACAUGUACCUGGAGAAAUACGACGUUACCCUGAAAGACGCUCUGGAUUCAGAGUGCGGUGGAGACUUUAAACGCCUCCUCAUCGAAAUCCUGCACUAAAACAUCUCUUCUUCUUACAGGCCUGGAACAACAUAUGUAAUAACUAAACAAAAUCUAAUACAUUUUCACUUUACUCUGCAGAAAUUAUUGUAAUUAUUUGCUGCAAUCUGGACACAAUAUGAAAAGAAUAAUUUUCUAAAAUAUAUUACAAACAUGUCAAAAUGAUUUACUACAGAUUUGCAGGGGUUAAGGCAACAUCUGGAAGUUGCAAUUACCAUUAAAAAUAAUUAUGUAAUAACCAAAACAAAAUGGAUGUCUUCAUUCAUAAACAAUUGUACACAAUCAUAACAACAAUGUCCAUUUUAUCCAUUCAAGUAUGAAUCAAACCAAUCCUCCUUGAAACAUGCGCAGGAAGGAGGAAGACUGCUCUGUUAUUAUAUUAUCCACAUAUUACAUUUUCAUUAAAGAAAAUGUCAACUCCUCCAUUUUGUAAUAACCAGUACAAUAUGUGUUAAGUUAUUGCAAAAUGUGUGAAAAUGUUUAGAAAAAUAUGGAAAUUAUUACAUAAUCAAUAUAAAAUGUGUUACCUUUUGUGGAAUUAUUACAUAAUGUGUGGUUUCAAUGCCUUAUUUAACCAAUGGGACAACAUCUCUCCCCACUCAUUCUUCCUCCUCCUCCUCCUCCAAAAACAAAUUACACAGUAUUUUACACAUGGUGAACAUUCAUAGCGUUUAAAUACACAGUUUUGACAAGAACAUUACACUCUUACUGUCAAGGUGCUUUGAAUGUUUCUUAUCCUUUUUUGACAAUAUUAUGACAGCAUUGUCAGGAAUGUGUUAAUGUUAAUGUUUUUAUCUAAAUAAAUAGUGUUUUUUAUUCACACUCGACAGCUUUAAAUAAACAUUUCACAUUUAAGUUGUAGGUCAGCAUAAACGACAUGUUCUCUUAUAUUUGUCACCUUACUCAUUUCUAAUAACUGUAAUAGCCUCAAAUAUGCCUUUCAGAAGAUGAUGGCGAUGCAAUUUAUUUUGUGUUGCAACACUUAAGUGCCGAAUUUGAAAAAGUAGAGGAUUUAAUAUACAUAAAUAAAACCUGAUUUCAUAAGCCUCAACUCUUCAAGUAUGCAGUGUCGGGUUUUUGUAGCUACAUCCCUAGUUUUUUAUUAGGGAUUUUUAACUGUUUGUAGUCUUAUUUUUAAGUCAAAGCUAACAUCCUGCCUCUUACAUUUACACACUUUAUUAGACAGUUUCCUGUUCUCAUUUACUGCAUUAACAUUUACUACAGUUAAACUCCUACAUAAUACAUGUGUAAAACUUGACUUAAUGUGCUUUAAAGAUUAUUAGAUGAUCUUAAUAUUUUUAAAAAACAUAGGUUUUGCUCUAACCCCAUAGUACAAACGCUGAUAAUGAACUACAUGUAUGGAAUUGUAUCUCAACACACUUUAUUCAAAACCAACUAUACUAUAUUACUCUAGCAUUAUAAAUAAAUAUGAUACAUUGUUGUAUUGCCAUAUAGCAAAUGAAGACUAACUUAUAUGAAAGAGGUUGUUGUUAACCUGUUGUAAUGGCAUUAUUAUCCAGUGGUAAUAAAAUAACUUCACCCAAAA